AUGGAGGGGCGGGGUGCCAAGUGGGUGUUGGGGAAUCCGUAUUUCUUUUGCGAUAACCGGAGGGAGGAGUCUGAGUGGCGGAAGGCGGCGCGGCGGAUUGCGGAGGGGUUGGUGAAGGCGGGGAGGUUGGAGAGGGCGGAUGUGAGGGAGUUUGGGAGAGGGGAUUAUGUGCAGUUGUUUGGGGAAGUGACGGAGAAGGUGCUGGGGCAUAAUUCGAGGAGUCGGACGAGGAGGUUGAGGGAGUUGGGGUGGGAGGCGAGGGAGAAGGGGAUUUGGGAGAGUUGGGAGGAGGAUGAGUUGCCGGCGCUGUUGCGGGAGUGGAAUGCACAGCAGGAUGAGAAGAAAAGCGCUUAUGGGAAGUUGGCUGCCUGA
Messenger RNA from Diplodia corticola, 372 nucleotides. RefSeq names its product nad dependent epimerase dehydratase family protein. The record is from RefSeq and is a predicted model, not a curated record. The coding region runs from base 1 to 372 and encodes 123 amino acids. The transcript has a single exon. Lineage: Eukaryota; Fungi; Ascomycota; Dothideomycetes; Botryosphaeriales; Botryosphaeriaceae.